AUGACCACACAGACCGUUGGCAAGUUCGACCCAAACACGGCGGAGAACCACCAGGACAUCGAGAAGCAAUUCGCUGUCAAGGCCGUCGAGCACGCGCAGACGUACUGGAAUCUUCUUGAGAAGGUCCAACCAAGAGAGUUGAGGCUGACGCAGUAUGACGACGCCAUCUUCGACCACGCGAAGACUGACUUCCCGGAAUUGUUUGAGAAUGAUUUCGCCAAGUUGAGGAAGAUGGACGAGGACUGGAUGAAGAGCAAAGAGGGCAAGGAGCGCUGGCGCAAGUUCAUGGCACAAUACGAGAAGACCAUCAAGGACCACAACUUUGGCUCCCUGAUUCGCACCGAUGCGGAUGGCGAGUACUCUGAGCGCAACACAAUAUUCGUCAUGCGCAUGCAGUUCUACGUCUUUGAGAUCGCCCGCAACCGCUUAGGUCUGAACGACAAGGCGCACGAGAUCGCCAAGGAGGACGCGCGUAAGGAGGCCGAGGAGAAGGCUAAGCGGAAGGCUGCGAAGAAAGCCGCGAAGGAGAAGGAGGUGGCAUCCGCAUGA
This is a messenger RNA of Peniophora sp. CBMAI 1063, 549 nucleotides long. The record is from the annotation of a GenBank genome assembly. Lineage: Eukaryota; Fungi; Basidiomycota; Agaricomycetes; Russulales; Peniophoraceae.